CUCUGCAUACAUCUGAUGUGUGGAGAGGCGUUGAUGGCUAGGGGAAAGAGCAAGCGCGUCGUUAGCGCGAUCCAUGAUUAUCGAUAACGAAAAAAGUGCAGACGCGGUGGGGUGCACCUUCCAGCGACCUUUGAAAGAAAACAUUGCAUCUCCUUCCUUAGAUCUACGCCAAAGACUGCCUCGCUUUCGAAAUGGCGACACAAUAUCCACCUCCCUCCAAACGCCAGAAGCGGGCGCAGGCCGAGUUCACGCGCGAGCAGCAAGAAAUCGACACAACAAUCCCAGACGGCUCCGUUCGAGUACGUUUUGUCGACCAGGCCACAGGCGAGAGUGACAGUCUACCUGUCCUUACCGUAUCCCUGUCGCAAGCGACCACCAAGAACCUCGAGAUCCUUCUCAACAACCUCAAAGACCAAGCCGACGAUCAAGUACCGUACCGAUUCUUUCACGAUGAGGCUACAGAAGCGCUUGGAGACAAAGAAGAUCUGUACAACGCAUUGGUGAAGUCAGGCAAGGCCUCAGCAGAAACUGAGAUAGUGCUGCAAUAUGCGCCACAGGCUGUGUUCAGGGUAAAGGCCGUGUCAAGAUGCGCAGCGGCGGUUUCUGGACACGGAGACAACAUCUUAGCGGUGCAAUUUUCGCCGAAGAACUCAGGGCGCAUGGCUAGCGGGAGCGGAGACAAGACAGUUCGAGUAUGGGAUUGUGACACCGGUACACCUGUACACACGAUGAAGGGCCACACGCGAUGGGUGCUUGCUGUGAGCUACUCACCUGACGGCUCAUUGUUGGCAUCUGGAGGCUACGACAACGAGGUCCGGAUAUGGGAUCCCGAGACAGGAAAGCAGAUUGGCGGUGCGCUGAAAGGCCACACCAAUUUCAUUACAUCGCUAUGCUGGGAGCCGUACCAUCUACAAGAGCCAGGGCGGCCAAGAGUAGCAUCAUCGUCAAAGGAUGGUACGGUCAGGGUGUGGGACGCAGUUGGUGGCAAGAUUGACUAUGCAUUGUCAGGUCACAAGGGCAGCGUAACGUGCGUCAAAUGGGGUGGCACGGGACGCAUAUAUACUUCUUCCCACGACAAGACAAUCAAAGUCUGGAACGCCGCAACUGGCUCGCUGAUCAGCACCCUGUCAGGCCAUGCACAUUGGGUAAACCAUCUGGCUCUAUCCACGGAUUUCGUCCUGCGCACUGCGUACCACGACCACACAAGGGCCGUGCCAUCUACACAGGAAGAAAAGGUCGCGAAGGCGAAAGCACGCUUCGAGAAGGCGGCCACUGUUAAUGGCGAGAUUGUUGAGCGACUUGCGACAGCUUCGGAAGACUGCACUCUGAUCUUGUGGACUCCUCUGACUAGCCCGAAGCCAGUCAAUCGAAUGACUGGACACCAAAAGCAAAUCAACCAGGUCGUCUUCUCGCCAGAUGGUCAGCUUCUGGCAUCUGCAGCAUGGGAUAACCACGUCAAGCUUUGGUCCGCUAGGGACGGCAAGUUCCUUAACACUUUGAGAGCACACGUGGGUCCUGUGUACAUGGCAAGUUUUUCCGCAGACAGCAGACUGCUUGCCAGUUGUAGCAAAGACACGACGCUGAAGGUCUGGGACAUGCGAACAGCAAAACUGAAGGAGGAUCUUCCGGGCCACAAAGACCAGGUCUUCGCGCUGGAUUGGAGCCCAGACGGCGACAAAGUAGGCAGUGGAGGAGCGGACAAGCAGGUCAGAAUAUGGAGGAGCUGAAGAGUCGAUGAUAAACUUGUAGAUCGCCAGGGAAUUUGUUAGUUUUGCGGAUACCCAAACCUUCGAAAAUCUGGGGUUAGAAAUGCGGCUCUGCUCGGGGGCUAAGGCAUGCGGUCCGCUUGCCUGCGUCAACGGUCACGAACAAAGAAUCAUAGUGUGAUAGAAAAGCUUCCCUGCAACAA
This is a messenger RNA of Boeremia exigua, 1909 nucleotides long. Its product is annotated as WD40-repeat-containing domain protein. Lineage: Eukaryota; Fungi; Ascomycota; Dothideomycetes; Pleosporales; Didymellaceae. Gene Ontology annotation, molecular function: protein binding. Gene Ontology annotation, biological process: ribosomal large subunit assembly. The transcript has a single exon. The record is from RefSeq and is a predicted model, not a curated record. Gene Ontology annotation, cellular component: nucleolus. The coding region runs from base 192 to 1727 and encodes 511 amino acids.